Messenger RNA from Schistosoma spindalis, 1123 nucleotides. The record is from the annotation of a GenBank genome assembly. Lineage: Eukaryota; Metazoa; Platyhelminthes; Trematoda; Strigeidida; Schistosomatidae.
AGGGCACUCCGAAAAAGUUCACAAGCACAGAACAAAGUACUUGUCAGCUGAUUAUCGACUUCCCCACCGAAUCAUCAACGAGUGGAAUUCAUUACCUCGACACGUGGUUGAAGCUCCAUCCGUAGAUUCUUUCAAAAGAAAGUUGGAUCAACUGAGAGAACACCAUUGCCAACACUAACACAGGCCAUCAAGCCUCCUGUCCUUUCCAAACUGAAACUGAAAGGUAUUGGAUACUGAAGAACGGGGAAGUUUGACUUUUGAGGGUUACUGAUCCACAUUGUUCUCACGUCGGAUUAGCUCUUGCCCCAAUAAGCUGUAGAUCAUAUACUCGUAGCGAUGCCGAUUGCUCCAAAUACAUAUGGGGGAGUUUCCCAACCAUCAUGUUUAGCCAAAGUAAAGUUUGGAUUUUUAAUGGGGUUCUGCGUUGGUGUAGCGACUGGUGCUAUAUUCGGCGGAUUCAGUUGUUUAAGAUAUGGUUUACGUGGACGUGAAUUAAUUCAAACGGUUGGCAAAGGCAUGUUUCAAGGUGGAGGUACAUUUGGCAUGUUUAUGGCUAUAGGAACUGCCAUCCGUUGUUAAUGAUUCUCUCAUUAGUUUGUUCACAUCUAAAUUCCAUGUAUGCCUUCUUCGAUCUGUUUCGUUCUUCUCAAAUGCAGAAAUGACAUGUAUCUACUAAUUUUCUAUAGUGUGCUAAUGAAGAGAAAACAAUACUUAGGUUUAGGAGUCAUAGUAUUUUACUAUCUACUUAUCUUUUCUUGUUCCGAACGUUGAUUCGUUUUUAUGUAUGACAAAAUGAUGACUGAAUUUAUAUGAUAUGAAAUAUUUUUUAAGGUUGCUGAUAAGUUUUUUUCAAUAAUCCAUGUACAUAUAUAUAUACAUUAAACCUUAGUGAUUAACGUCUCUUUUGUAUGCUUUUGAUAAAUACACUUCGGGAUAAGAUUUUCACAUGUAUGAUAUGUUCUGCGCCUCUAUUCUCGAGGCCAACUCUUAAUUAAACUGAAUAAGAAGAUAAAUAUUCUGAAAUCUUAAAACUGAACAAUAUAAUCUAAAAGUAUUCUGUACUUUUUAUUUAUUUUUUUUUGUAUAUUUAAACACAAACAUUAGUACAAGGAGGCACCAAAUA